AUGUUCGCAAAAAACAAAAAAGUUUGUGAGACAGAUAUCUGCAUUGUGGUAGGAGUUGAUGGCUUACCAUUAUUUAAAAGUAACCAGGAACAAUUCCGACCAAUACUGGCAUACAUCCGUCCAGAAAGCCAUAAUGUGUUUCCAAUAGGUAUUUAUUGUGGCAAAGAAAAACCAGCCGAUAGCAAUGCAUUUAUGAAAGAAUUUAUUAAUGAUGCUAAACUUUUGAAAGAUACUGGAAUUUUAAUAAAUAACAAAGUUUAUAAUUUGAAAAUUGAUAGCUUUUGCUGUGAUGCCCCGGCAAAGUCUUUUUUAUUGAAGACUAAGGGUCAUUCAGGAUUUUAUUCAUGA
This is a messenger RNA of Myzus persicae (green peach aphid), 348 nucleotides long. RefSeq lists its product as uncharacterized. The transcript has 2 exons. NCBI's taxonomy places the organism in Eukaryota, Metazoa, Arthropoda, Insecta, Hemiptera, Aphididae. The record is from RefSeq and is a predicted model, not a curated record. Bases 1 to 348 code for a protein of 115 amino acids.